Molecule: messenger RNA, 6366 nt
Organism: Gambusia affinis (western mosquitofish)
Lineage: Eukaryota; Metazoa; Chordata; Actinopteri; Cyprinodontiformes; Poeciliidae
Gene: atp2b3b
Product: ATPase plasma membrane Ca2+ transporting 3b
Exons: 26
Coding region: 1172-4735 (1187 amino acids)
Biological process (GO): regulation of cytosolic calcium ion concentration; calcium ion transmembrane transport
Cellular component (GO): intracellular membrane-bounded organelle; membrane
Molecular function (GO): PDZ domain binding; ATP binding; ATP hydrolysis activity
Source: RefSeq, a predicted model, not a curated record
UAGCAGCAGCAGCUCCUCCUCCUCCUCCAAAAAUGUCGCAGGAGCUUCUCCUCUCGCCGCGGCGCUUCUUUUCUUUCCCUCUUUUCUUUUUCUCCCAGCGCCCCUAAAACCCCACCGAAUUUGCAGCUGUCACAGCCGGAAACAGCGAGCUUCACCCGGACGUACGAACCGGCCCUUUUCCCCUCCCCACCUCUGAGGUGUUUAAACCCUCAGCCCGGCGCAUCCUCUCCCGCCCUCUCCCUCUCUCUCUCUCGCUCUCUCUCUCUGUUUCUCUCUCUCUCUCUCUCUCUCUCUUCAUCUCUCUCUGUCAUUGUCGGUGUCUCUCUCUCCUGAAACCGCCGCAGAACUCCGCCGACCGUCCACCAGGUGACUGCGCGGAGCGGAAUAUUCAUCAGCACCGCCAGCGUCGUCGUCUUUCAUCCCUCCGCUCCUUCGGACUCCAGAGGGACCGGAGCUGCCGCAUCCCUGCAUCCUUCCUCCCCUCGCCCCGCACCCUCUCCCCCCUGCGCUGUAUCCUCUCAUCCGGUUCGGGACAUUCUCCGCUCCACGCACACGCAGAUUAACGGGGAUUCUGCCUCCCCGCCCGAACACUGAUGCUGAUGUCCUUGAGCUCGGCCUGCACGGUCCUGGUGGUGUAGCACUAGCUACCUCUAAACUGGAUCUGCUUCCUGCCUGCGAUUUAUCAGCCACCUUUGACCUCUUUCCAUCUGUCCAUCAUCGCUUCACUCCUGUCUGCGAGUCCACCAGCAUGUCUGUCCGUUUGUCCACGGACCUGCCGUGACCCUGGAGGGAGGGGGACAGAGACGAGGAAAGAGUGGAGUCGCUGGGGAGACGGAGGAGAAGAAAGCUGGAUUCAUUCAGACGUCACGUCUCUGAAGUGCUCCUGCUUGCUUUCCUUCAUCCUCCUCACCCUCCUCCCUCUGUUAUGGAGAUUUAAAGGAGCAGUGGGAGGUUAGGUCAAGGUAGAUAGGAGGGGAAAAAACACAACCACCACCCCUUGCGAAGAAGAAAAAUAGAGAGAGGAAGAUUAAUUCAGUCACUCAGUUUAAAUAACAAUAACAAAGAAAAAAAAUAAGCGCACAUGAAAAACCCUUCACCUGCCAGACGAAGGAGGAGCUGAGUAGACUACGGAGAGAACGGACAAAAAACACAUCCAAGUUAUCUUACUGACAUGUCAACAACAGCAACCAUGGAGGAAAUGGCUAACAGCGCUGUGGAGUUUUAUCCCAAAGGGACUCGAGGCGGAGGAGGAGGAAGGGCAGAUGGCAGCCUCACAGGGGGAGACUUUGGGGUCACGGUGAAAGAGCUGAGGGAGCUGAUGGAGCUGAGAGGAACUGAAGCCCUACAGAAAAUCCAGGAUGGCUAUGGAGACACAGAGGGCCUCUGCCAGAGAUUACAGUCCAGCACCACUGAGGGUGUCAGCGGCGACCCAGCAGAUUUGGAACGUCGAUGUCAAGCUUUCGGCCGGAACUUCAUUCCCCCGAAGAAGCCCAAGACAUUCCUGGAACUAGUGUGGGAGGCUCUACAAGAUGUCACCCUCAUCAUCUUGGAGGCUGCCGCCAUCAUUUCACUCGGCCUCUCCUUCUACCAGCCGCCUGGGAAGGAAAGUGAACUGUGCGGGGAAGUGAGUGGCGGAGCGGAGGAUGAAGGGGAGGCUGACACAGGCUGGAUCGAGGGCGCUGCCAUCUUGCUUUCUGUUGUGUGCGUCGUCCUGGUGACGGCGUUUAAUGACUGGUCCAAAGAAAAACAGUUCCGGGGUCUGCAGAGUCGGAUCGAGCAGGAGCAGAGGUUUGCGGUGGUUCGGAAAGGAAACGUCAUCCAAAUUCCCGUGUCGGACAUGGUGGUGGGGGACAUGGCUCAGGUCAAAUACGGUGACCUGCUUCCAGCUGACGGUAUCUUGGUCCAAUGCAAUGAUCUGAAGAUAGACGAGAGCUCCCUGACAGGAGAGUCUGACCACGUGCGCAAAUCUGUGGACAAGGACCCCAUGCUCCUCUCAGGAACCCAUGUGAUGGAGGGCUCAGGUAGGAUGCUGGUGACAGCCGUAGGUGUCAACUCCCAGACGGGCAUCAUCUUCACCCUCCUUGGUGCAGGAGACAUGGAGGAGGAUGGAAAAGAAAAGAAAGGAAAACAAGCUGAUGGAGCUGUGGAGAACAAUCAGAAUAAAGCCAAGAAGCAGGAUGGUGGUGUUGCUAUGGAGAUGCAGCCCUUAAAGAGUGCAGAGGGAGGAGAAGUGGAGGACAGAGAGAAGAAGAAGACAAGUGUCCCAAAGAAAGAGAAGAGCGUUUUGCAGGGAAAGCUCACCAAACUGGCUGUGCAAAUCGGCAAAGCAGGUUUGGUGAUGUCAGCCAUCACUGUCAUCAUUCUGGUGCUGUACUUUGUCAUAAACACAUUUGUCGUUAAAGGUCAUACAUGGCUAACAGAAUGCACUCCGAUAUACGUCCAGUAUUUUGUCAAGUUUUUCAUAAUCGGAGUCACUGUGCUGGUGGUGGCUGUCCCAGAAGGCUUACCUCUUGCUGUCACUAUUUCUCUGGCCUAUUCUGUGAAGAAAAUGAUGAAGGACAACAACCUUGUACGGCAUCUGGAUGCAUGUGAGACCAUGGGGAAUGCCACGGCCAUCUGCUCCGACAAGACCGGCACGCUCACCACCAACCGGAUGACUGUAGUGCAGACUUACAUUGGCGACGUGCACCAUCGUGUGAUCCCAGAUCCUGGACUGGUCAAUCCUCAGACGCUGGAUCUGCUAGUCAAUGCAAUCGCCAUCAACAGCGCCUACACCUCCAAGAUCUUACCACCGGACGUGGAGGGGGGUCUAGCCAAGCAGGUGGGCAACAAAACAGAGUGCGGCCUGCUGGGACUUGUCUUAGGCCUUCAGCGGGACUACGCCCCUGUAAGAGAGCAGGUCCCUGAGGAGAAACUCUACAAGGUGUACACAUUCAACUCAGUGCGCAAAUCUAUGAGUACUGUGAUCAAGCUGCCUGAUGGCACCUUCCGCCUUUACAGCAAAGGAGCCUCUGAGAUCAUGUUGAAAAAGUGUUCCUACGUCCUGGAUGCCAAUGGAGAACCUCGCAGUUUUCGUCCACGCGACAGAGAUGAGAUGAUCAAACAGGUGAUUGAACCAAUGGCCUGUGAGGGCUUGAGGACCAUCUGCAUCGCCUACCGUGAUCUGCAGCCAAAUCCGGAGCCAGAAUGGGACAACGAGGCGGAAAUAGUGACAGAACUGACCUGCAUCACUGUGGUUGGAAUAGAGGACCCUGUUCGGCCCGAGGUGCCGGAAGCCAUCCGGAAGUGUCAGCGCGCGGGCAUCACAGUGCGGAUGGUAACUGGUGACAACAUUAAUACAGCGAGGGCCAUCGCUGCCAAGUGCGGCAUCAUACACCCUGGAGACGAUUUCAUCUGUCUGGAUGGAAAAGAGUUUAACCGGCGAAUCAGGAACGAGAAGGGGGAGAUUGAACAGGAACGUAUAGAUAAAAUCUGGCCCAAGCUGCGCGUGUUGGCUCGGUCCUCGCCGACAGACAAGCACACACUGGUUAAAGGCAUCAUUGACAGCAGCAUCAUGGAACAGAGGCAGGUUGUCGCGGUAACAGGAGACGGGACUAAUGACGGACCAGCUUUGAAGAAGGCUGAUGUGGGCUUUGCCAUGGGUAUCGCCGGGACAGACGUGGCUAAAGAGGCAUCCGACAUCAUCUUGACUGAUGACAACUUCAGCAGCAUUGUCAAGGCCGUGAUGUGGGGACGAAACGUCUACGAUAGCAUCUCCAAGUUCCUGCAGUUCCAGCUCACGGUCAACGUAGUGGCUGUCAUCGUGGCCUUCACCGGGGCAUGCAUCACUCAGGAUUCUCCUCUGAAGGCGGUGCAGAUGCUUUGGGUGAAUUUGAUCAUGGACACGUUUGCCUCGCUCGCUUUGGCCACCGAGCCCCCGACUGAAGCCCUGUUGCUACGAAAACCCUACGGUCGAAACAACCCGCUCAUCUCUCUCACCAUGAUGAAGAACAUCCUCGGCCACGGCGUGUAUCAACUGGUUAUCAUCUUUACUCUGCUGUUUAUAGGCGAGCGCAUGUUUAACAUCGACAGCGGUCGCAACGCGCCGCUCCACUCCCCGCCCUCCGAGCACUACACAAUCAUCUUCAACACCUUCGUCCUCAUGCAGCUUUUCAACGAGAUCAACGCUCGCAAGAUCCACGGAGAGAGAAAUGUCUUUGACGGCAUAUUUGGCAAUCCCAUCUUCUGCUCCAUUGUUUUGGGGACCUUUGCAGUGCAGAUUGUGAUCGUGCAGUGGGGAGGGAAGCCCUUCAGCUGCGCCCCUCUCAAUGUGGAGCAGUGGCUCUGGUGUCUGUUUGUGGGUGUUGGAGAGCUGCUGUGGGGGCAGGUGAUUGCCACCGUGCCAACGGAGCGGCUGCCAUGUCUGAAAGAGGCUGGGCUUGGCCUGGAGCCUGGGGAGGAGGAAGGGGAGGAGCUGGCGGAGGAUGAGGAGGAGAUUGACUGCGCUGAGCGAGAGCUGCGUCGCGGACAGAUCCUGUGGUUCAGAGGGCUCAACCGUAUCCAGACUCAGAUGGAGGUAGUGAGCACAUUCAAGCGAAGCGGUUCGUUUCAGGGAGCGGUGAGACGGCGCUCCUCCGUGCUCAGUCAGCUCCACGACGUAAACACUAUCUCUACCCCCUCUCACGUAGCUCUCUCCACCGCAACAGCCAAUACCAGCCCAGCCCCUGGGAAUGCGAGUGGUGAAAGCAUUCCGUAGCUCGCUGUACGAGGGCCGGGAGAGACCAGAAUCCCGCAACUCCAUCCACAACUUCAUGGCCCACCCAGAGUUCCUCAUCAACGACCUCAUCCACAACAUCCCACUGAUCGACGACACUGACGUGGACGACGAAUCAGAGCUCAGCAGAUACCAGCACCUGCACCCGGCCCUCCGCAAGCCGCCGCCCCCCCCGGCCCAGCCCCCGGCCCGCACCAGGCCGACCCGGCCCUAUCGCCAGUACAGCCUUCCAGUGACCCCGUGUAACCGUAACAACAACAACAACAGCAGCAGCAGCUCCACGGUCAGCAACAAGAACAACAUCAAAGUUUCCCCUGACAACCAGAGUCACCAUCACAAACAUCACCACAGCCAUCACGGCAGGCCCAGGCCCGUGAAAGCCCCCGCCCCCCACCCAGCACAUCUCUUCUGCGUGGAGACGUCCUUAUAACUGGGAGAAAGGGAAUCCCAAACCCCACUAAGAUGAGGGGAGGGAUGAAAGGGUUGAGCAUGAGAGAGGGCUGAGAACACAGUGACAUUUUCAUCCAGUCUCCCUCAAAACAAGCUCACAGAAAAGAGGACGGGCGGAGAGGCGGGGGGUGGAGAAUGGCUGGAGACUUCUGCUCGCAGCUCUCUGAGAACAACUUUUCCUCCCUUUUCCUCUCUCCGGCCCUCAGUUUGAUUGAUUUUCCACCUCGAUACCCCCGGGCCCCUCCCAGUCUUGUCAUACUCACCGUGUCGUCCUGAGCAACGGUUCGGAUGGGGAGGGAAGGUGGUUGUGUUGCCGGGGCAUUGGGGUUGGGGGGGCAGGUGGGACACCCACAAAAAAAAACCAUAAAAGCUUUUACACGACCGGUCAUGUGACUUCGGGGGCUGACUCACUCUGAUUCUAACAGUGUUCAUUCUUAGUGUCGUUGCCACCUACUUACCCACCACCCACCCACCCACCCACACCUCUCUGGAUACAGCCACUCUAAGGUCACUGCUCUGCUUGCGAUAUAUGUGAAGCGCUUUGUUGAAGCUUUACCUAGACCUCAGUCACUUCCAUCUCGCCUGCAUUUAUUUCCCCCCAUGCUGGUGUUCAUUUGUUUCCUUACUUAACAGAUUUCGUUCGCCCCUCUGUUUUUCAGUCUGUGUACGUGUGUUCUCUUUUCUCUACUUAUGAAAAAAAAAAAACUGACAAGAACAGAAAUUGCAGAGAAAAAAAAAAGCUAUUUACUUAAAUCUAUAAGUAAACUGACUGGAUGCAGAACUAGGUGGGGGUAUCACAAAUGUAUACAGAGUGUGGACAAGUAAUUUCCAUGUUUGGGAAGCAGGUUAGGGUCACCCCACAACCCCCCAACACUCUUCAUGUUCGUCACAUGACCUCAUAGGGAUUUCUCCAUGACUCAUAAAUCCUACGGGAUCUCCCCCCAUGUCCACAUAUUUCUGUUUUGUCUCAUGAUCUUCUCUCUUGCUGUUCCUCCUUUGCUCAUUUUGUGUCGUCCCUCUCGCUACUUUUGUGAUGGAAAUACGUAAGAGGGCUUUUUUCCUUUCUGAGGAAGAAGCUGAUCGCUAGUGAAGCAUUAACCCUUUAAAACGCCAUUAAACAUGCACGAUUCACAGGCGACGUCCCUUUAAGACUCACUUGUACC